This is a messenger RNA of Lytechinus variegatus (green sea urchin), 1030 nucleotides long. Its product is annotated as peptidyl-prolyl cis-trans isomerase CYP18-3-like. Gene Ontology annotation, biological process: protein peptidyl-prolyl isomerization. The transcript is spliced from 8 exons. Bases 39 to 953 code for a protein of 304 amino acids. Gene Ontology annotation, molecular function: peptidyl-prolyl cis-trans isomerase activity. The record is from RefSeq and is a predicted model, not a curated record. Lineage: Eukaryota; Metazoa; Echinodermata; Echinoidea; Temnopleuroida; Toxopneustidae.
CGUUGACAACGGACGCUCGGCCUACUCAUUCUCCCAAAAUGGCAGGGAUAAAAUUGACUGUUAUUGGACUCUUACCAAAUGAAACAUUUCACGUUGCCAAAUUCUGCGCAGAGUAUUUGUACCAGAAUAUUCCUACUAAGUUCCAAUCUCCUGAAAUCAAAGGUCUCCUGGAGUUUCAGUGGGAGCAGUAUGUGGAAGAACAAAGAAAAGCCUUGAGAGAUGAGACAUGGGUUUUCAAUGAAAAGGCUAUGACUUACGUUCACACCCAUGGAGAUUGCGCUUUCCUCGGAGGCCCAAAGGCCUUGCAGGAGUGGGCACAGGAGCACUUUGGGUACAGGGAAUGCAAGCCUUUACCUCUCUACAUGGCUCUGGCGGAGGAAGCGUAUAGGGAGCACAUACUUGCCACAAAUCAUACAUUUGUGUACUUUGAUGUGACAGUGGAUGGGGAAAAGGCUGGCAGACUGCUGUUUGAGCUUUAUACAGACCGAUGCCCAAAGACAUGUGAGAACUUCCGAGCGUUGUGCACUGGUGAGGAAGGACAGAAAACAGACGAUACGCUGAUGAAAUACCACUAUCUGGAUACCUUGUUUCAUAGGAUUGUACCGAACGGUUGGAUACAAGGAGGGGAUAUCCUGUAUGGGGCAGGAGAUAAAGGUGAAUCAAUCUAUGGAGAAGUAUUUGAAGAUGAGAAUUUCUCCAUGAAGCAUGAUUCCAGGGGUAUACUAGGGAUGGCCAAUAGAGGGCGACAUACAAAUGGUUCUCAGUUCUACAUCACAUGUCAGCCUGCACCAUGGAUGGACACCAAAUAUGUAGCGUUUGGAAAACUUGUGGAAGGCACUGACGUUCUCAAAACCCUGGAGGCGCAGGAGACGUAUAACGAGAGGCCAAAGAAGGACUGUAAGAUUGCUGCCUGUGGGGUGUUUGUUCCGAAAGAUGAUGAGGCCUUGGCUUAAACCUGGACCCUGUCUUACAAAGAGUUGUGAUUGUUGAAAAUCCAUCCGUACCAUAAUUUUUUCUACAGGAAAUUUGC